This is a messenger RNA of Cornus florida, 1926 nucleotides long. RefSeq lists its product as uncharacterized. The record is from RefSeq and is a predicted model, not a curated record. Gene Ontology annotation, cellular component: ESCRT III complex; cytoplasmic side of plasma membrane; multivesicular body. The transcript has 7 exons. The coding region runs from base 265 to 1587 and encodes 440 amino acids. NCBI's taxonomy places the organism in Eukaryota, Viridiplantae, Streptophyta, Magnoliopsida, Cornales, Cornaceae. Gene Ontology annotation, biological process: late endosome to vacuole transport via multivesicular body sorting pathway; vesicle budding from membrane.
CACACAUUUAAAUGGAGAAAGGUACAGGGGGAGGGGGAGGGAGAGGGAGGCAGUUGUAAUCUUACCAGCUUUGGAUACAUGAGUUGUGAUUUUACUGGUGGUGCCAUUUGCAAUUCCAGACUGUAUGAGCGAGAUCUAGGGUUUCAUAGAAUUUGAAUUUUUUUGGCAGUGUUUUGAAAAGUGGAAGGCUGUUGGCGUUACUCUGCUGAGGCCGUGGUAAAGGGGGGCUUGAAUUCAAUUGGGGGUAUUAAUGAAUUUAUAGGGAUGGAGUCAUGGUCGAUUUCGGAAUUCAUACGGGAGGAAGUUGGAGAUUGGGAUGACGAGGUGAAGGCGAGUGCAAGAUUCAAGGCGUUCAGUGGACAGAGGUCCGAUUGGGAGCCAAAGUUGGAGUUCUGGAAGGACUUGAUUCUUAAGGUGGCUCGCCAUCUAGGUGUCUUCCUCAUUCGACCUUCCGAGGUAAAGAACGUUUGGUUCAACCGAGGAGGCUUAACCCCUCUAUGCCUUGAUCAUGUACUGUUUGAAAUGUAUAAUGCUGGUGAUGUUUUGCAAAGAGGGGAGCUAGUGGACCCAAUGAGUGGGCGACUCUCCCAGAUUUUUAGAAGAGUUAGACAUCUGGUGGGUUUAUCUAGACCAUCAACUCCAGAAGAUAUCAUUGAAGGUCAUCUCAUUCUUUUGACACUAUUAAAGGAUAAGGCCAUUGAGAUUGUUGAAGGUUUAUCUGAAAACCAUUGGACUUCUUCGUGCAUCAUUACAAUGAGGAAGUUCCAAUACAUCUGCGGAGGAUCGGAGGAGGCAUCUGCAAUCUUGAGUUACUUGUCAGGUUGUGGGAAAGCGCAGUACCUUGCAAUCAAUAGGAAGGAAUUCAUAGAGGGUGUGAAAGUCUCUCUUUCAGCAGCAGCUAUUUCUGGUUUUACAAGUUUAGAUUAUGAUGAUCUGCACUUGAUUUGGACAGCAGAAAAACUACAGAAACAGCUUGAUGUUAUUGACAGACGCUGUAAAAUGUUGAGAAAUUCUGCUUUAGGUUCUCUGAAAUCUGGGAACAGAAAAGUUGCAUUGAGGCGUGCAAGGGAAAUGAAAUUAGCCUCUGAAAGUAGAGAAAAUUGUGUAGCACUUUUGAACCGAGUGGAGGAAGUCCUCAGAGUUAUUGCUGAUGCUGAAUCCUCGAAAAAGGUUUCUGAAGCUAUUCAGAUUGGUGCACGAACAAUAAAAGAAAAUGGGAUGAGCAUUGAAGAAGUUCAACUCUGCUUACAAGAACUUGAUGAGAGCAUUGAUUCACAGAAGGAAGUUGAUGAAGUUCUAGAAUCAACUCCAUCAUACACAAGGAUUGAGGAUGAAGAUAUUGAAGACGAGUUUAAGAACCUAGAGUUGGAAGUUGGUAGUGAAUCUUUCCAAGAUCCCAUCUCCAUAGUUGGAUUGGGUAGUUCAGCAGGAGAAACCGAGGUUCCAGAAACUACCGAAAUGCUUGGCGAUGCUUUAUCAAAUCUCAAACUUGCUGAUGGUACCGCACGCAUGGAAUUUGUGACGCAACAUUCUAAGCAAUCAGUCGGGAACAAGUUAUCAGCAGAUCUUGAGCGUGACACUGCUUAGUGAAAUUUUUUCCUGUCAUGAUCAGUCUCGUUAUGAUACUUGCCCAGUUGAAACUCACUUCUACUCUGCUGAAAAUAUUGACCAAAUUAAAAUUUUGUGGUCCAGAUGUAGAUUUGUAUAUUUUUGCGGUGUUGGUAGAGUACAAAAUGUGUUAAAUGUUUCAUGUUUACAGACCAUCAAAUUAGGCGAUAAAUUUAAAAGAAAUUUAGAUGGGAGAAUAUUUUAAUCAUCUUUAAAUAUCUAGAAUGUCACAAAUAAUUCUGCAUUUUCUUCUUUAAAUUCAUGAUCUUGUAAAAUCUUUUUUAGUAUGCAUAAUUGAGAAGUCAUUUUCCUAUUUUA